AAGGCAUCCAAGAAAAGAAGAGGAGCACAUCUGAGAAAAGAAGAGGAGCACAUCUGAGAAAAGAAGAGGAGCACAUCUGAGAAAAGAAGAGGAGCACAUCCACGAAAAGAAGAGGAAAACAUCCAACCAGCUGUCCAAGAGUGAAAAUCGCAAUCGUUGACAACUAUGAAUAUGAAAACAUAUCAAGGCUUUCAUUACUACCCAAAAAUACAGCAAGCAUGUGGGUAUCCAACUUCAUUGCUCUGUGCCUUUUGGCUGUGGCCGUGUCCGGUGAGGACAAAAAGCUGAGUACCCAUGCAACCUCCAUGGCAGACACCAGCACAAACCUGGCCUUCAAUCUCUACCACAAUGUCGCCAAAGAAAAGGGACUUGACAACAUCCUCAUCUCUCCCGUGGUGGUGGCCUCCUCUCUGGGCAUGGUAGCCAUGGGGGGCAAAUCCUCCACUGCGUCCCAGGUCAAGAGCCUAUUGAAAGCUGACGCCCUGAAGGACGACCAUCUGCAUACAGGCCUGUCUGAGCUUCUGAGCGAGGUCAGCAACCCUCAGGCCCGCAACGUCACGUGGAAGAUCAGCAACAGGCUGUACGGCCCCAGCUCCGUCAGCUUUGCAGAGGACUUCGUCAAGAACAGCAAGAAGCACUACAACUACGAACACUCGAAGAUCAACUUCCGUGAUAAGAGAAGCGCCAUCAACUCCAUCAAUGAGUGGGCUGCCAAGUCAACUGAUGGAAAGCUGCCAGAAAUUACCAAGGAUGUGAAAAACACAGAUGGGGCUAUGAUCGUCAAUGCUAUGUUCUUUAAACCCCACUGGGAUGAGAAGUUCCACCACAAGAUGGUUGAUAACCGUGGUUUCCUGGUUUCCCGCUCUCACACGAUCUCUGUUCCAAUGAUGCAUCGCACAGGCGUCUACGGCUUCUACGAAGACACAGAAAACAAGCUGUUUGUGGUCAGCAUGCCUUUGGCACAUAAGAAGUCCAGCAUGAUUUUCAUCAUGCCUUACCAUGUAGAGCCUCUGGAGAGACUGGAGAAACUGCUCACUCGCCAGCAGCUGGACACCUGGGUCAGCAAACUCGAGGAGAGAGCGGUCGCCAUCUCACUGCCUAAAGUUAGCAUGGAAGUUAGCCACGACCUUCAGAAACAUCUUGGAGAACUUGGUCUUACCGAGGCCGUGGACAAGUCUAAGGCAGACCUGUCCAAUAUCUCUGGCAAGAAAGAUCUUUACCUCGCCAAUGUCUUCCAUGCCUCUGCCUUUGAGUGGGACACAGAGGGAAACCCAUUUGACACCAGCAUUUAUGGUAGUGAGAAGAUCAGGAACCCCAAGCUCUUCUACGCUGACCAUCCCUUCAUCUUCCUUGUGAAAGAUAACAAGACCAACUCCAUCCUUUUUAUUGGCAGGCUAGUUCGUCCUAAGGGUGACAAAAUGAGAGAUGAAUUGUAACUUUUAGGAUAUUUGAAUUCUAUUUUGUGAUGUUUAAAAUGGUAUUAUUAUUGUUAAUGGUGUGGCUAUUACCUCAUGUGACUAUUCCAAUGGAUUAUCUGUGUUUGGACAAUCUAAGUGAACCUGUCAGUACAAAAACAUCAUUUUAAGGAGAUUGGUGGUAUACAUCAGGAGCAAUGCAAUGCUAUAGGUGAGGAAUUAGAACCCCACAAAUGUACCCAGAGGUUUGACAUCAAUUAGUUCAUGUGCAUAAUUCAAUCAGACACUAUACUUACAUUAAGUGUAGUGUCAUUGAUGUUAAGCUGUAGUAUUGUGGUUUUUAUGAUUGUGCUUGUAGAAGCCCUCUUUAUGAGUAUGUGAGAUCUGUGUAGGGUUUGCCUUAUCUUUAAUGUUUAAAGGGAAAAGGCAGUCCUAUUCAAGUGUUUCUCAAGCACAAUUGUAGGUUCUUUGAUUUCACUUCCAUCAAGAAUUCUUGACUCCUGCACUGAUGCCUGUCUUCUAAAUCCUCCAUUUUGUUAGAUGUCAUGUUUCAUUGUCUUUACCAUACAGUAUCUUUUGAGAAAGUGUGAUUUUUUAUAUAUUCAUUUUCCUUCUGUUUUGUUUUUUUCAAUAAACUGAAAUGAAAAUAUA
Megalobrama amblycephala (Wuchang bream) is the source of this 2066-nucleotide messenger RNA. RefSeq names its product serpin peptidase inhibitor, clade H (heat shock protein 47), member 1b (gene serpinh1b). The record is from RefSeq and is a predicted model, not a curated record. Gene Ontology annotation, cellular component: endoplasmic reticulum. Gene Ontology annotation, biological process: negative regulation of endopeptidase activity; collagen fibril organization. Gene Ontology annotation, molecular function: serine-type endopeptidase inhibitor activity. NCBI's taxonomy places the organism in Eukaryota, Metazoa, Chordata, Actinopteri, Cypriniformes, Xenocyprididae.